UCUGCCAAGAUGGCACCCAAAAAGAAAACCCCCAAGAAGCCCAAGGUGGAUAAAGAGGAUGCAUCCAUCACCCCGGUGAUGGUGGAAGAUGCUUUGCUAGAUGUUGAACACCUCAAUCACUUGAAUGGUUUGUACGACAGCGGCUCCAAUGGCUUCCACUGCACGGCCACGGAGGUUGAAGCGCCGGACCAUGGAGCCAGCCUUCUGGAGGGGAUGAACCAGAUGCGCCAGAAGCGGUUCCUCUGCGAUCUCACCAUUGCCACCAAAACAAAGUCCUUUGAGGUGCAUAAACUCGUCCUGGCUUCCUGCAGCGAGUACUUCCACCGCCUGCUGCAGAGAGACCCUCAGCUGCGCCGGGUGGAGCUCCACGACGUCUCCCCACUAGGCUUGACCACUGUCAUCGCCUACGCCUACACGGGAAAGCUGAGCCUCUCGCUGUACACCAUCGGCAGCACCAUCGCCGCGGCCACCCAGCUGCAGGUGCCGGCACUGCUGAACAUGUGCAGCGACUUCCUCGUUCGGGAGAUGGCUGUGGAGAACUGCGUGUACAUCGCCAACAUCUCGGCCACCUACGGCCUCAACCAGGUGAAAGACACCACCCGAAAAUUCAUCCGGGAAAACUUCCUGGAGUUCUCCAAGACCGAUCAGUUCAUGAAACUCCCCUUCGAUCAGAUCAAUGAGCUGCUGAUGGAUGAUGGCCUGCAGAUACCCAGUGAGGUCGCAGCCUUCCAGAUUGCUGUCAAGUGGCUGGAGUUUGACCCGAAACGGGUCCGAUAUGCUGCUGACCUCCUGAGCAACAUUCGAUUCGGCACAAUCUCAGCUCCAGACUUGGUCAACCACGUGCAACCUGUGCCACGCAUGAUGCAAGAUCCACAGUGCCACAAGCUCCUCGUGGAUGCCAUGAAUUACCACCUGCUCCCCCACCAGCAAAACAGCCUUCAAUCUCGGAGAACCCGGAUUCGGGGAGGCCAGAGGGUGCUUGUCACAGUCGGGGGUCGUCCAGCUUUGACCGAGAAGGCUCUUAGCAGGGAGAUCAGCUACAGGGACGUAGAGGGAAACUGGAACAAGCUGACGGAGAUGCCAGCAAAAAGUUUUAACCAGUGCGUGGUGGUGAUGGAUGGAUUCAUCUACAUCGCAGGUGGUGAAGACCAAAACGAUGCCAGGAACCAGGCCAAGCAUGCCGUCAGCAGCCUGAGCAGGUACGAUCCGCGCUUCAACACCUGGCUGCACCUGGCCAGCAUGCAGCACAGGAGGACGCACUUCAGCCUGAGCGCCUGCAAUGGGCUCCUCUACGCUGUCGGAGGGCGCAACGCCGAGGGCGCGUUGGCAUCUGUCGAGUGCUACGUCCCCACUGCCAACAGCUGGCAGAGCAAGGCAAGCCUGGAGACGCCCUGCUGCUGCCACGCCACCACCGUCAUCGACGGCAAGCUCCUGGUCACCGGUGGCUACAUCAGCCAUGCCUAUUCCCGCACCGUGUGCUGCUAUGAGCCCAGCACUGACACCUGGAGGGAGCAGGCAAGGCUCAGCACCCCCCGGGGCUGGCACUGCGCGGCCACCGUGGCCGAUCGAGCGUAUGUGCUGGGUGGGAGCCAGCUGGGUCCCCAGGGCGAGCGGGUGGACGUGAUGCCUGUGGAGUGCUACAGCCCACUCACGGGGCAGUGGAGUUACGUGGCGCCCCUGCCCACGGGGGUCAGCACGGCCGGGGUGGCUCUGCUGGAGGGGCGCUUGUGCCUGGUGGGUGGCUGGAAUGAGAGCAGGAAGAGGUAUCAGAAAUGUGUGCAGUGCUACAACCCUGAUCUCAACGAGUGGGCCGAGGACGAGGACCUCCCUGAGGCCACCGUGGGUGUCUCGUGCUGCACUAUCAUCCUCCCACGCUCCCCGAGCUCCAGAUCCCGGGCCAGCUCUGUGGCCUCAGCAGCAGCCAGCAUGUAA
This is a messenger RNA of Gymnogyps californianus (California condor), 1932 nucleotides long. Its product is annotated as kelch-like protein 31. Gene Ontology annotation, molecular function: protein binding. Bases 10 to 1932 code for a protein of 640 amino acids. Gene Ontology annotation, biological process: negative regulation of protein phosphorylation. Gene Ontology annotation, cellular component: cytoplasm; nucleus. NCBI's taxonomy places the organism in Eukaryota, Metazoa, Chordata, Aves, Accipitriformes, Cathartidae. The record is from RefSeq and is a predicted model, not a curated record. The transcript is spliced from 2 exons.